Molecule: messenger RNA, 2118 nt
Organism: Coprinopsis cinerea okayama7#130
Lineage: Eukaryota; Fungi; Basidiomycota; Agaricomycetes; Agaricales; Psathyrellaceae
Product: PKL/CAK/Fmp29-like protein kinase subdomain-containing protein
Exons: 2
Coding region: 1-2118 (705 amino acids)
Source: RefSeq, a predicted model, not a curated record
AUGGAUUCAACUAUAUCCAUUACCAAGCCUCAACGCCUUCCACACAACUGGAAUGAGCAACUCAACCGUGGGUUGUCUGGGUUAACCUGUAUUCCAAGCGAAGCGGAACUCAGUGGAAGGAAACCAUCCAAAGACGACGACGUAUGGAAGGUUACUUCCAUCGGAUUCGACGAACGAGCACUCGUAGCAGCUAUCAUCCAUGCAUUCAACCUUCCCUCCAGCACGAUCCCCACUAUCACUAUCGGGAUCCGCUCCAGUGGAGCCUUCAACACGGUCUACGAAGCCAAGAUACCACCACCACCACCAACUGCCAGCCUGAACAACUCCGACACGAGCAACGAGAAACCAUUCACCGUCCUCAUCCGCUUCGCCAAAAAGCGUGGACGCCUACUCGGGCGGAUGGAAACUACUACGGCGAUGAUGACGUUCGUGCGGUACCAUGUGGGGCUGCCCGUCCCCAAGGUCUAUGCCUGGUGCGAUGGAACUAGGGAGGACGGCGGCAACCCAGUGAACGCACCUUACAUUAUGAUGGAGGAUGCCCUCGUACCUCAGAACUGGUUGCGAAAAUGGCACGAUUUUGCCCCGAAUGAGGGGUAUUGGCACGACAAACUCCUUAUGGCCGCUCAAGGCCUCGCCAAACUCGGGAAGCCGUUGGAGUGGAAAGGGUUUGGAUCGGUGUACUUUUCCAACACAGCGCACGGAGAAGGGAUGGAGAAGAGAGAGGAUGAUGAGCAACUUCGACGCUUCGACGCGUACCGCCUUGGUCCAUUCAUGCCGGGUCCUAUGACCAUGGUGAGCAAAGACGGGUAUGGAGCUCGCGAGGGGGGUCCGUCUCUAGGCUCCGAGAAGAUGGAUUCUCUGAAGGAGUUCUGGACAGCAUUAUGGCGGAAGGAAGUGGACCUUGUAAAGCGGGAGUGCGGAGACGACGACCUCACGAGGAAGAUAUCAAUAUACGAUGAGGACGAAGAGGGAUCGAUUACAGGCUCCCAGUUUUGGCCUCCAAAUCCAACUCUCGGUGUGUUUCUCGAGACAGCCGAACUCCUCCUCACAUAUAUCGAGGAAUGCAACCUCCCGAACCUCCCCGAGCUCUUCUCGCCGUGCGUCGUCCCCAUGGACUAUGCUCUACGAAACAUGCUCUUCCACCCCGACUCUGAGGAAAUAGUAGCCUUCCUCGAUUGGGACGACGUCGCCAUUCUGCCUUUCAUCCUCUCCACCCGGUAUUUAGCAGAUCUUUGCUCACAUAACAUUACGACGGUGGAAUGGGAAAGCCGUGGUGGGUUUCCAUUCCUCCCAACCGAUGAGGAAGAAAGAUGGAGACCACGGCUGCGCGGGUCGGAAGCGAGUUGGCGGAGCCCGAACCUCCCCGAGCUCUUCUCGCCGUGCGUCGUCCCCAUGGACUAUGCUCUACGAAACAUGCUCUUCCACCCCGACUCUGAGGAAAUAGUAGCCUUCCUCGAUUGGGACGACGUCGCCAUUCUGCCUUUCAUCCUCUCCACCCGGUAUUUAGCAGAUCUUUGCUCACAUAACAUUACGACGGUGGAAUGGGAAAGCCGUGGUGGGUUUCCAUUCCUCCCAACCGAUGAGGAAGAAAGGUAUGCAGGCGAAGCUACCGACAUUUUGAAGACGAGAAUAGCGGGUAGAUCCGACAAGGAUACUCAGAUGGAGACCACGGCUGCGCGGGUCGGAAGCGAGUUGGCGGGAUAUUCAUCAGAGGACGAGUCGAGGAAGGAACUAGUACUUGGGGGUCCACUACAACAGAUCGAAGAUCGAGUGAGGGGAGACGUUCCACCAGGUGACGACGGCCAGAGCGAGUCGCAUAAUGGCUCCGACCAGGAUCACGUCAGCCUCGACAGCAGCGACGAAGAGUCCGAUGUGGAUCGCGAAGAAAUGUUCGAGGAGUACAACCGGCGCCAGCGAGUCGUCAACACCCACUUCCGAAAACAGUACCGGGAGCUGUUGGAGACCCAAGACCCCCGAUUCAAGACUCCUGGAUUUUGGAGUGCUGCGGAGGAUGCUCUGAGGGUUCACUACUUGGUGACCUCAGGACCGAGGGAGUGGGUUUCGAGAUCGGAUUGGCUUCGACGACGAGUUCAGUGUCUCAACGGCUCCGAUAAGUAG